Procambarus clarkii (red swamp crayfish) is the source of this 7080-nucleotide messenger RNA. Its product is annotated as myb-like protein X. The record is from RefSeq and is a predicted model, not a curated record. NCBI's taxonomy places the organism in Eukaryota, Metazoa, Arthropoda, Malacostraca, Decapoda, Cambaridae.
AUCUAUGAAAUUACUUGAGUUUAUUUUGUGUCAGUGAAUAGCUUGAGUGUUGUGCUGGAGACGAUAAAGGCCGCUGAGUCCAGCUGUUCCUUGGUAGACAGCCUUAAGAGUUUAGUGAGUGUAACUGCAGGAAUGAAUCAGUUUUGAAGUACAGUAUAUGUACGUGUCUAGGCAGGAGGGGGGCAAGUUUACCCGCAUACAUUGAUCUGCAUAUCUUGAAGCCAAAGUUAAAUGUAAAACACCUCCAACCAAAUAAUCAAGGAUACUGUAUCUUUUCAUCGGCAGUCUUGGGGAAAAAAAAUCACUGCCUGGCAAGUUUUGAAAUAAGAACGCACUUUUGUGGCUGCUAAGAGAAUAUGUUGAAUUUUUAUAUGAAGUCAGUAGCCUGAAGUACAAAAAUGUCUUCUCUGGAAUUUGACCAUAGUAACAAGGAGGAUGAGAACUCUGUAUGUGAAAUAAUGAAUGUUAGUGAAGAUUCAGGAACUGAAGUGAAGGAUAAGGAGGAGCAUGAUGGAGGCUACUUUGAAGCCAUGAUGGAGCAAAAUACCGAGGAAAGUGAUGAAUCCAUAGAUUCAUUUGUGAGAAGGACAGAGAAGGAAAAUGAAGAGCGUAUCAAACGUGAGAACAUACAAGAGAAGAAAAAGGCUAUGAUUGUUGACACGUGUGUUUAUGCAUCAGGGGAAAGUAGCUGUAAUACAAAUGAGGACGUGAUAAAAGAUCUUAAGGGAACAACUUGUGAGGCACGAGAAGUAAUGUUUGAUGAUAUAGGUGUAGAAAUAAAGUUGAAGGAUAGACACAAAGAGAAGGAUGUAAUGGCAAGUGCUGGUGGUGGUGAGGAAGAGGAGGAGGAGGAGGAGGAGGAGGAGGAAGAGGAGGUGGAGGAGGAGGAAGAGGAGGAGGAGGAUGAGGAUGUUGAAGAUGAUGAUGAUUUGAUUACAGAUGAAGAAAAUGAAGAUAUGACAUGUGAAGAAAGAGAAAGUGGAGACAGGGCAGGAAUGAAAAAAGAUGAUGAUUUACUAACAGGUGAAGAAACAGAUGAAGAAACAGAUGAUGACAUGAUGGCAGGUGAAGAAACAGAUGAUGAUGAUGAUGAUAGUGAAGUAACAGAAGAUGGUGGAGUGGUUGAAGAAAUAGUAGAUGAAGUAGUGGCCUGUGAAGAAACGGAAGAGAAUGUGGAAGGUGAAGAUACAGACGAUGUAACAGAUGAAGAAAAUGAAGAUGCUCUAGCAGGUGAAGGAAAAGAAGUUUAUUUGGUAGAUGAUGAGAAGGAAUAUGUGUCAAUCAUUGAUAAGGAAUAUGCAUCAAGUAAAGCAGAUAAAGAUAAUUUGACAGGUGAAGACAAUGAAGAUGAUAUUGCAGGUGAAGAAAAUGAGGAUGAUAUGGUAGGUUUAGAAAUUGAAGAUGAUAUGGCAGGUGAAGACAUUGACGAUGAUAUGCCAGGUGCAGACAUUGACGAUGAUAUUGCAGGCGAAGACAAUGAAGAUGAUAUGGUAGGUUUAGAAUUUGAAGAUAAUAUGACAGGUGAAGACAAUGAAGAUAAUAUGCCAGGUGCAGACAUUGACUAUGAUAUUGCAGGCGAAGACAAUGACGAUGAUAUGGAAGGUUUAGAAUUUGAAGAUAAUAUGGCAGGUGACGACAACGAUGAUAUGCCAGGUGAAGAAAAUAAAGCGAUGAUUGAUAUCGUGGAAGAUAUGGCAAGUGAUAAGGAAGGCAACGUGUUAGUUGAUGAAAAAGAGAAGGUGACAUUCAAUGAGAAUGAGGUUGUGUCAGGUGAAAUAAGGGAAAUUGUGGCAGAUGAUGCAAGAGAACUUUUGGCAGAUGACGUGAGGAAAGUUGUGGUAGGCGACGUGAAGGAUGUAACGGCGAAUGAAAUAAACCAAGAUCUAGCCGGAAAGGAAACGGAAGCUGUGGCAGAGGAAUGUGUAUCAGAUGGAGCGAAGCAAGAUGUGACAGGUAAAGUAAAGCAAGAUGUAUCAGAUGGGGCAAAGCAAGAUGUGGCAGGUAAAGCAAAGCAAGAUGUAUCAGAUGGGGCAAAGCAAGAUGUGGCAGGUAAAGCAAAGCAAGAUGUAGCAGAGGAAGCAAAGCAAGAUGUGGCUGGUAAAGUAAAGCAAGAUGUAGCAGAGGAAGCAAAGCAAGAUGUGGCUGGUAAAGCAAAGCAAGAUGUAGCAGAUGGAGAAAAGCAAAAUGUAGCAGAGGAAGCAAAGCAAGAUGUAGCAGAGGAAGCAAAGCAAGAUGUAGCAGAGGAAGCAAAGCAAGAUGUGGCUGGUAAAGCAAAACAAGAUGUGGCUGGUAAAGCAAAACAAGAUGUAGGAGAUGGAGCAAAGCAGGAUGUGGCAGGUGAAACAAAGCAACACAUGACAGAUGAAGCAAAGCAAGAUGUGGCAGAUGAAGUAAAGGCGGCUGCAGAAGAAGAAGCAAAGGAAGAUAUGGAAAGUAAAGUAAAGGUAGAUAUGGCAAAUAAAGUAGAGGAAAAUGUGUCAAUUGAAAGACAUAAAGAUGCAUCAGACAAAGAAAAUAAAAAUCUUUUAGAUGAAAAACAAGAUAUAAAUAAAGAAAAGAAAGGAAUUGCAGAUGAGGUGAAGGAAGUUGAUGCAAAGGAAAAAGGAUUUGAUAGAAGAGUUGCCAUGGCAGAGGAAGAAAAUAAAGAUAGUGCUGUAAAACCUGGAAGAACGAGAAAUGACAUAUUGAAUAGCAAAGAAGCAAGGAAUGAGACAGCAUCUGCAGAAAGUAGGGAUAGUAUUGCAGUAGACAAUAUUGAUGAAAUGGCAGCAGAGGAAGAAUGUGAUAGAAUGGAGUGCGAUGAUUAUGAUGAUGAGGCUGAAGGUGAAGUCAAAGAUGAUGUGACAGAGAAUGAGAAUGUAGAAAUGGUUUCAUUGAUAUCGGGGGAAAGCAAGACCAAGUCUCUGCAUGAUGACUUUGCACACAAUAAACAUGCAAAUUCUAAACAGAGGUUACCUGGUCCGUCUGGUGGCCAUGAUAGAAGAAAAGAGGCUGAUAUUGAUAAAACUAAAAGCAACAAUCAAAUAAAGUCUAGUGAGGUGGGCAACAUUGGACCUAGGGCCCUUUCUGAACAUAAAGUUGAAUUUACUAAAGGUGUAAAUAAACAACCUAAAAGAAAUGGUGAUGAUGGACAGCAAAUUUUGCAUGAAGUUAAAUUAUCAACUACAAAAUGUGCAAGUCAAGGCGAUGCCGUAGAUUGCCAAGAUACAUUACCCACAAAACAUGUCAAAGAUGGAGAAGGCAAUAAAGAGGGCUCAAAAGUUGAGGAUGAUGGAGAGUCCCUGCACAGUCAUGAUGUCUUGGAAGUAAAUAUUUUGAACAGAGAGAAAAUAAUAGACAAGGCUCCAAAUAUGACCAGAUGUGGAUCUGAAGAUUUUCAAGAUUAUACACAAAAGGAAGUUUUGAAACACAAGCCUUCUGAUGCAAAGAAAGGUGAGAGAAAAAUAGCAGAAUGUAAUAAUGUGGUGAAACUUGAUUCAAAGACAUGUAAAAUAAUUAAAGACAAUAAAGUUGUAGAUGAGAAGGGUUGUGGGUUCAAGAGUACCUUAGUAGGAACUGUUGAAGAGGGAAGUCGGAAAGUUGUACAUACAAAUGUUGACAGACUGAAUAAUGCACAAACAAACAAAAAUGAAGAUGAAAAUGCUAAAUUUACUCAUACAAGUGAAUGUAAAAAAGAGUUUGACAGUGAUCAGAAAAUAGAUAAGAGUUUGAAAAGUUUUACUAGGACAAAAAUUCAUGUUCAUGAUGAAGGCGAGACUGAAGUUGAAACUGACCAGAAAUAUGACAAUACUGUUGAUCGUGCAGAUCAAGGUGGUGGUGGCGGCAUUAAGAACACAGUUUCAAACAUAGAAAGGGUAAAACGAAAAAUUGAGGAAAUCAUGGAAAUAUCAAAAGUUGAAGAGGAUGCUGCAAUAGAAGAGCUUCAUAAGAUGAAGAAAGAAAAAACAGAUAUAUUAAACAAAAUAUCUUUAGAAAUGGAAAAGCUGAAAACUGUUUUGACCAGAGGGAAGUUUGAGGAUCAGGAAAAAUGACAAACUUGAUUGCACAGAUACAGUUACAGGUGUACAUAAAAAUAUUAGAAAGUUCAAAUGGUGUAGUGGUAUCAUAUGAUACAAAACCCAAUGUUUUUAUGAUGAUUAGAUGUUUGCCUUGUAAAAUGUUGCAAUCUAUUCAUAAAUGAUCAGUUUCUUUCAAAAAGAAAGAAAGACAAUUCGCACAAUUUUCUAUACAGUAGUGUAUUAUUUAACUUGUUUCUCAUUAAGAGCAAUAUGAUCUUAAGUUGUCAAAUUAAAAGAUAAAAGGUUAUGUUUAGAAAGCCUUUACAAAAUUUCAACUGUACAGUAUAUCAAUAAUGGUAUAAUAAUAAGUGCAGAUAUUAAGAAAUUACUGUAUAUUGUGCUCCUAGAAGAAAGCUUAAAUGAACUUGAAGUCAUGUGAAUUAUGUAUUAUUUCUUCAAUUAGAAGUUGUGUCCAGUUGUAUACCUUGUGGAGAUGGUGACAAAUCUCUCAAUAACUGAAUUUAAUAAAGUUGUAUAUAUCUUAGGUUGAGAUGGUUAAUGUUAUUUUGGGUAAUUUUCAAGUGUUGAGCAUUGCUUGAUGACAAGGAAAUAACACAUGAUUUGUGUGACUUCAGAGUUGAUUUUUGUGUAUCAGCUGUCAUUUCAUUUCUACAUUAUUACUUUUGUUUUAUACAACAUUGGUAAGGGCUCUGGGGAAAUAUAAUCUUAAGUGAAGCAUUGUUUAACUAUUGUAAUGUAUGUCAUAUUGUUAAGUAUUAUAUACAUAGCUUGGUCUUUGCACACACAUUGUCUAAAGCAUAGUUAUUAGUAUCUCAAUGAUUGUGUACCAAAAUAAACAUGACUUUUGGAUACAGUAGUCUUGAAACAUUUUUAUGCAUCCACAAAUAGCAUUCUUAAAGUGUUUAAUUGCUACAUAUUAAAAUCGUUUUAUAUUUUAGAAAAUGUGAAUAAUGUGUAAAGUAGAACUUUUACAACAGUAGCUGCUAUAUGGCAAAAGAAAUAUAUGCUGUACUUUUAUGUUGGAUUAUACUCACUUUGUAUGUUUGUAUAUUUUAUUAUGAAUAUUUUCAAAACAAAAUUGCAUAACAAAUGAUCAUAGUUAAUGAGAUUUAAGGUAGAGAAGAUAGUGUUGGGCUUACACUAAGAAAACAUACAAGAUAUACGUAGUAUAACUUGUACUUGCAGAGUAUAACGAGAGCAAUGAUGCAAAAAUUUAUAACAUAAUUUUUUUUUUAAGAAAAUUUGAGUAAGAAUGUUUAUAACAUGCAUACUUACAUCAUAUUCUAGGUAAAAAUAAAUGUGUUUAGCCAUUGAUAUAAAGUGAAUUUCUAAAUGUAACUAGCGCAGCCAUUUGUGAACAAGUACCUAAGUAAUUUUGCAGGCCAGAGCUGGACAUGCAUGGAAAACAGAUAUGGAAAUAAAUGAAGGAAAGGAAUCGAGACUGGUUAAAAAAUAAAAUAAUUUGUGACGAGAAACAUAGACAAAGUGGUAUAUACAGUAAUAACUAUACUGUACAGAGUAAGAAAUAUGUUAAUAAAUCAUGACAAAUAAGCACAUCAAGAAAUUAGGUAUUUACACUCAUGGUAUGGAAUUGUGGUGUGGUUGGACAGUGACAAAUAGAGGUACUGGUUUUCUUUUUUCAACAGCAGUAUUGAGCACCAAUAACUUGCAUUUAUUCACUACAAUAGAUUUAUGGUGCAGAGCUAUAUAAUUAUUUGUAAACAGCAGGUGAUGGCCAUCAGUCUUGUGUUUACUCGGUAGUCAAUAUAAUGACUUGUAGUACUGUACUGUAUAUAUAAGAUACAGUACUUGAUGAAGUGAAGAUUGGGGUUGGGGUGUAUUGUAUUAAAUUUAUUGUAUGGCAUAUGUAUUUUUUAGAACUCCUGCAAUGGGCUUGAGCACUGUACAUAGGACAUCUUACAGAAAUCUCCAAGUCCAUAACACAGUAUAUAUGUAUGGUUGUUUGCUGCUACAGAACAAUCUGGUAUUGAAAACUCACUGUAGAGGUUAUAUAUUCUGUACUGUAGGGGUUAAGCAAUGUAAAUGUUGCAUUGCUGGUGUAAUUGAUGACUAUAUUCUAUUACCAACUCUGAUUAUAUGUGAAUCAUACAUUAGUGGCACUAAUUGAAAUUACUGUCCAGUACUUACAUUGAAAAAAAAUGUGUGGAUGUUUGUUACCUUUACUGUACCCAUAUGUAUACAAAGCUUAAUUAUAUUUUUGUAUAUAAGGUAUCUUUUUCUCAUAAUACUGGUCUACAAUAGAGAAUACUGAAUUGACUAUAACUUUGAGAAAUACAAUCUUUCAGAUAAUUGAAAGCAAAUAUUAGUUUGUUCAAAAGCAUACCGUGUGAGUUUCUAGUUGGCUUUAGUUACCCUGUGAAGACACGAUUUUGGUAACGUAUGAAGAAGAUAGCUUAAAUUACACAUGAAGGCAUUAGUGUGACAAGCACAGUGGCUGGCUUGUUACACAAGAUCAUUAAUAUUAUCUUAAGUAAAAAGAUUCCCCUUUUUUUUCUUCUGAAUGUUCUUUUAUCCCCACAUUUUGUAAGUUUUUUCCAUGAUUUGCUAAAAGAUUAAUAUUCCAUACUGCCCUUUUAGGGAUUACGUAUUUUCCUUUAAACUUAAAUGUACUCUCUCUGGCUGAGACGAGUGUUGGAUAGGUGUGUGUGUGAAUUUUGCAUAAGAUAAUAGGGUACUGUACUGUACUUUAUAUUAUUGUAAGUCAUGAUGUAAACAUGGUGGUUCUGCCUGGAAAUGAGAGAUCUAUGAAGGAUUAUUGAACAUUUUGUGAAUGUAGUGUACAUGUGAAAUCAAAGUGUAUUUAGUAUUGGAAUCUGUUGGAGUUUAAAUGCCUAGAAUGUGGGAUGUACAAACUAAGAGUUUGUGCAAGUUGAAAAAAUCAGUGGAAGGAAAAGGUGAAUGUUUUAAUGAAAGUCCAGACGAAGAAGAGCAGAAUAACAAGAAAGGAUAUAUCGAGCGAGCUGAAUGAUGCAGGUGGUCCCACUGGUGUGGCACUCCGAGCGUUAGGGUAGCAGAGAUGAAUAAUAUAAGGGGCAUGUGU